Messenger RNA from Cladophialophora psammophila CBS 110553, 933 nucleotides. RefSeq lists its product as uncharacterized. Gene Ontology annotation, molecular function: oxidoreductase activity. NCBI's taxonomy places the organism in Eukaryota, Fungi, Ascomycota, Eurotiomycetes, Chaetothyriales, Herpotrichiellaceae. Bases 1 to 933 code for a protein of 310 amino acids. The record is from RefSeq and is a predicted model, not a curated record. The transcript has 5 exons.
AUGUCGCACCACGAGGGCGCUGUCAUUGCGCCUCUCAAAUUUUUAAAGUGGCUCCCACUCUACGAGACCGAGAAACCUUUCCAGGUCUUCAUUAAUGUUCCUGAAGAUGCCCAAGAUCAACGCACGACCAACCUUGCUUUCCAUAACGUCGAGGUCCAUAUCCUGGAUGUUCGAAACUUUCCCCCACAUUACUUUUCACUGAACGAGCAGGGCUUCAUGUAUCGCCUGCAAAAGUUUGACCCAACUCAUAUCGCAGAUCGCAAGAAGGUCGAAGAGCUGUAUCUCCCAGAGAUGGAGGCCUUGCUCAAAGCCGAAGUGGAGGAUGUUGACCGCGUCUUCUUCUUUGACUGGAGGCUACGGAAGAACGCCCCCGAAAUCGAAGGCACUGUCAUCGACCUCAAUGACUCAACGACGUGGCUACGACCGGCGUUACAUGUGCAUGUUGAUCAGAGUCCUCUGGCCGUGAUACGACGGAUCCUAAUGCAGCUUCCUUCGGACGCUGAAUAUCUACUACAGAGUCGCAUUCGUGUCGUCAACGUGUGGCGCCCAAUCAUCGACUGCAUUCGAGACUACCCUCUAGCAAUGUGCGAUGGCAGUACCGUAUUUCCAUCAGAUAUGGUAGAGGCCGAUCAUGUCAGACGGCAUUACACAGGCUCGACAAUGUACUUGCAGCACAAUGAACGACAUAAAUUCUUCUAUAUGAGCCGACAGACUAAGGAUGAGGUUUUGAUAUUCAAGAAUUUCGAUUCUGCAGAGACGAUAGCGGCCACCUGUGCACCACAUGCGUCAUUCUUGGACCCUGCGAUCCCUCCCUUAUUCAUUCCUAGACAAAGCAUCGAAGUGAGAGCUUUGGUAUUUACAUACCCGCCCAACCUCGAAAGCAAGUCGCUCGAGGAAAUGGCAAUUCAAAUGCAAGGUUUUACCGCGAAUUAG